Trametes versicolor FP-101664 SS1 is the source of this 1041-nucleotide messenger RNA. RefSeq lists its product as uncharacterized. The record is from RefSeq and is a predicted model, not a curated record. NCBI's taxonomy places the organism in Eukaryota, Fungi, Basidiomycota, Agaricomycetes, Polyporales, Polyporaceae. The transcript is spliced from 22 exons. Bases 1 to 1041 code for a protein of 346 amino acids.
AUGUCAUCCACCGCCGGCCCGCUUCUUGGAUCGCCUCCGUAUGCCACCACUUUAGGCGCAGUCGCAUUGGGCGGGAUUGUCGGCAUGAUGUUAUACGGAGUAACUGUACACCAGACAUACAGGUACUACAGGCUCUACCCUAAUGAUCGGACACUUCUUAAAUUUUUCGUUUUCCUGAUUUUCGUCCUGGAAGCUUUCCAUAGCCUUUUGUGGAUCAUCGCUGGGUCAGAGUACCACUAUCUCAUCGCCGAACCGUUUAAUUCUGGAAGUCUAGCAAAAGGUCACUGGUCCGUGAGGCUUGCCGUCAUCGGCACUGCGUUUACCGUUUGCACAACCCAAUGUUUCUACGCUUCCCGCAUUUACUUCAUUGGCCCUAAGUACAAGCGGCUUGUAAUACCCGCGCUUGUUCUUCUCGUUGUCAGCAAAGGAUUUGCCAUUGCGGCCGGUGUGUCUGCUUUCAGGUUUACGCCUAGUAUCGCAGACUUCCAGAGCAUCAGCUGGCUGGUGUCCGUGUCGUACGGCCUCGCCGGGGUCACCGAUGUGACUCUGGCCAGCACGCUCGUGGCCGUUUUCCGUCGCUCACGUACUGGGUCGAAGAGAACGGAUUCCGUUCUCGAUACACUAAUUAUAUACAGCAUUAACACUGGCGUCCUGACGAGCGUUUUCAGCAUACUGGCUUUCAUCUUCGCAUUGAUCCUGCCCGGUAAUUUGAUCUAUGCUGGGCUGAGCAUCGUCGGGACGAAGCUGUACGCGAACUCUGUACUCGCAGUACUCAACUCGCGGCGCGAAAUCAACAACCGCCUCAUGGACGACUUCACAUCCUUCGACCUUCCCGAAAUCUCCUCAGUCCAAGACGGUGCGCGGCGCCCCGAAGGAAUCGUCUCCUCGCUCGUCUGGAACGCGCCUCAGCGCUCCACCUCGCUCGCAGACUACGACAGUAUCUAUCGAUUCGAAGGGAUGACCUUCGCUGCCGGCAGGGGCAGGUCUUGCGAUGAGCCGGCGCAGGGCCCCAAAGAGCUGGAGGCAGGCCUGGGGGAGUGA